Zygotorulaspora mrakii is the source of this 1518-nucleotide messenger RNA. RefSeq lists its product as uncharacterized. The transcript has a single exon. The record is from RefSeq and is a predicted model, not a curated record. Lineage: Eukaryota; Fungi; Ascomycota; Saccharomycetes; Saccharomycetales; Saccharomycetaceae. The coding region runs from base 1 to 1518 and encodes 505 amino acids.
AUGAAGGUGAAAGGUGCCAAGAAGUCCAAAAAUAAGCUCGGGCAGCGGCAACUUAUCAACUGCGAGGACUACUACGUUGAGGCCACUGGAUAUGAAGAACAGGGAGAGCGUUGGAUGCUUUCAGACAUCAAAAAGACUUUAAGGUUCUAUUUAAAGGCCUACGAGAUUUACGAAGCUGGCCUUAGAGCACCAGGAGCUACUUUGAAGGGCACAUAUGACAUCAUGUACAAUGAAACGCGCCUUUUCCUACAGAUCUACACAUCGUACGUUGCAAAUAGUGGAUAUAUGAAUCUGCUACAGUAUGUACAUUUAGAAGACCUACCAAUGAUACAUACUCUAACUAUCCCGUUGACUGAAAUUGUCAACAAAUUUGAGGAGGUUUUUGAAAAGUUUAGUCAAGUUCGUACCUGGGACUUGGAGUCCAAUUUAUUAACUUGCUAUUUACUGUUGUUAGAAUCAACUGAUGAAUAUCGACUGAACGCUGGAGACUUGAUUCGGUUAGCAAAGAAGUUCAUAGAGCUAGCUCUUCAUUCUUUGGAUUUUCAAGUAAUCGAGCUUCAGAAAUUUGAAUCAACAGAAUCUGAAGAUGAAAGAGCAGUUAAUGAGGAGCCCAACGACUCCCAACCAAGCGACGACAUGGUCGACUACAUGGAGCAGGCGGAUCAAAUCACUUUGGAAACAAUUUCAGAAGUGUUAGUUGGAGGUUUCAAGUUUGUUCAAGUCCUAAUGGAGAUCAUAGUAGAGAGCAGACUUGGAAUUGCAAGAGAUGUGGCGCUCACCCCCAUGGAGGCAAAUCGAGUCGAGGACCUCAUAAUAUCAUUUACACAUCAAUUGAACAAUCGUUAUGCAGCUAUUUGCUCUUCCUUCAAGCUUGAGGAGGAGGAGCUCGCCGUCGUUUUGGAGAUAAAUAAAGGAAUUGAAAUUGUCUCUCACGGCGAUUUAACUGCCAUUGAACCCUAUAUAACCGACAGCUUCACCGACAUUAACAUCCAUUUACUACUAGGCAAAGUUGAUGUCUUAUCGUUCACUAUUAGCUGUCUAGAUUCAACAGAAAAUUUUGACACCGAAUGGAAGUUGUGCACAUUGCUGAACAAACUUUUAACGUCGGCAGCGGCGAAAUUGUCUUCGAUACGAAACAAUAUAAUAUCAGGGAAGACAAAAAAUGCAAGUGAUCAGUUGAGUCAUAUCGUGUUUCAGCUGUGUGAUGUAACUAUCAAUUCUUCAGACAAUGAGCUAAGAAGAUGGCAAAUAAAGGCAAAUGCUUCUGGCGAUAAUGCAGCCAAAACAAUGGAGAUCCUUAUGAGAAAUGCAAAAACCCUUUUGACUAACGCACUGAAAAUCUCCGAAAAAUCUUGCGGCAUGGAAGAGAAUAUCGUAGACAAGUUGAAGAGAAACUAUAUAUAUAACCAGGCCCAGGCUAGAGUCAGUAUGCUUACAUCUCCCAAAGAGUCUGACACUUCACAGAUUUCUGAACUAGUUGCCGAGCACCCAUUCUAUAAUGCCCUGUAUAAAGUUUAA